AUGCAAAAGCGCGCGCGCGCCGAAAGCAGCACUGCUCUGUCGGACUGUUACGACAACGUCUGUCUAGCAAAGCGCCGCGCUCCUCUGAUACCGCCUCGCCGUCUCCCGCUGUCGCCUGUCAACACUGACUUCGAUGCCCCAGGGCUUAUUCUGCCGCUCACGAGCGACAAUCUCGGCCAACACACGCUCAGCACAGCCAGCACAGCCACACAAGACUCGACGUCUGACUGCUCUUCAUAUUCGCCGCGCCUCCAAUGGGACUCGCGCGUCAAGCUCCAGGCUUUCGGUAUCAAUGUCGAUACAGGACGCGACCUGCCGGAAGAUCUGAAGAGUCAUGUGAACAACGUACUGAAGAGCAAGAGAGUCGGCCCUCGCUCACCCAACGCCCGCCUCACCAAAGAGCAUCGUCUCGCCGUCACGUACGACAAUAAGACAACGGCGAUACGUAUCCUCGAGCCGCUGUUGCUCUUCGCUGGCAAAGAUAACUCGAACGUCAGGAAUGGAGUGGCUAGGGUUUCCAGCAAGCUCGACUUCAACCUGUCCCAAGACUUCCUGCCCCCUCCGCCUCCCAACACCAACAUGGAUCCAUUGACGACGCCUCAGGCCGAUACCUGCAUCGGAUAUAUGUCUACUAUGCAGGCCAUCAGUCUCUCCAUGAGGGCCGCCUUUGCAUCCGACGAAGAAGCUGCACUCGUCGACUUCACGCUCAACCCUGAACUCCUCUUCCCUUUCCUCAGUUCACAAUGGACAUCCGCUACUGGCGAAGCGCCGGUAAUUGCCCAUUUACGGAGCGCACGCGAUGGCACUGCGAUCGUCCGCUACCUCGAGCAGUUCUACAACAUCGCCUACGAUCGACCUGCGACAACGCUCGAAUGCGCGCACAUCUCCUUCACCUGCGAUUGCCAGAUGCUCAACAUUUGGCUGCACUGGCGCGAGCUGGACCAUACCGGCGUCGCAACAUACUACAUGCAGAGCAUCUACGACUGCACCUUGCGUCAUGAGGCGGCCCUUCUCGAAGCGCGAGAGCUGCUAUGGAACCAUGUCGACUAUGCGCUGGACGGCCGCCUGCGCUCGUUGAAAGAAGCACUUCCUUCUUUCCGCAUUCAUUUUGCUAAACGCAACUCCAAGAAUUUCAGAACCCCCACCUCCUCCAGAGCUUCUGCUCGUUCCAACUUCAGUACCAUCAAUAACUCCGCCUUGGACUCCGUGUCACCCACGCCCUCAUCGCGACCUGACAAGCUCGGUUCGACUAAGCGGCCUAUCAAGCGGCCACACAUAGACGGAAAUGUUGAAGGUUGA
Molecule: messenger RNA, 1299 nt
Organism: Alternaria infectoria
Lineage: Eukaryota; Fungi; Ascomycota; Dothideomycetes; Pleosporales; Pleosporaceae
Exons: 1
Coding region: 1-1299 (432 amino acids)
Source: RefSeq, a predicted model, not a curated record